AUGUUUCCAAGACACACCAUUGACACGCUCUGCUUCCGUUCCUUGAUGUCCAUCUCAAACAGCUCCACCGCGCGCACUGCAUUGCGCUCCACCCCUUCCGCUCCGUCCCUCAACAUCAUCGCAAGAUGGCAAGUCGCGUUACCGGAAUUUCCCUUCGCCAUUGCACGAUCAUACAAUGCCACAGCUCGUACCGCGUCACGCUCUACUCCUUCGGCACCUUCUGCAAGCAAAUUACCGAGGAACACCAUCGCAUCGACGUCCUCAUCCUUCUCGAUAGCGCGCUCAUACAGCUCCAUAGAAUGCACUGCGUUACGCUCUACUCCUUCGGCAUCUUGUUGGAGCAAAACCCUGUGA
Chondrus crispus (carragheen) is the source of this 354-nucleotide messenger RNA. RefSeq lists its product as hypothetical. NCBI's taxonomy places the organism in Eukaryota, Rhodophyta, Florideophyceae, Gigartinales, Gigartinaceae. The record is from RefSeq and is a predicted model, not a curated record. The transcript has a single exon. Bases 1 to 354 code for a protein of 117 amino acids.